AUGUCUCUCUCUUCUCUCUCUCUCGGCUCCAAUCCGAGAAUCUCCGUCGGAGGUCCAUAUAACCAACGCUAUCCUCCGCUCCACCAUCCUCGGAGCUUCGUCUCGUUAUCUGCUAAACGUACGACUGUCUCGGCGUCACUCAGCGUCACCGCUGAUUCAGCCGCCACUGAGUCUCUCGGACGGAUUGGAUCACUGAGUCAAGUAUCGGGUGUACUCGGUUGCCAGUGGGGCGAUGAAGGUAAAGGCAAGCUCGUCGACAUUUUGGCCCAACACUUCGACAUCGUUGCUCGCUGUCAGGGUGGAGCUAACGCUGGACACACUAUUUACAAUUCGGAAGGAAAGAAAUUUGCUCUUCACCUUGUGCCUUCUGGUAUAUUGAACGAGGACACGACUUGUGUGAUUGGGAACGGAGUUGUGGUGCAUUUGCCAGGUCUCUUCAAGGAGAUUGAUGGUUUGGAGUCCAACGGCGUCUCCUGUAAAGGAAGGAUCUUGGUCUCUGAUCGUGCUCACUUGCUGUUCGAUUUCCACCAAGAGGUUGAUGGGCUCAGGGAGUCUGAGCUUGCGAAGUCGUUCAUUGGCACAACGAAGAGAGGGAUUGGUCCUGCCUACUCCAGCAAAGUGAUCAGGAACGGUAUUAGAGUUGGUGAUCUCAGGCACAUGGAGACUCUGCCUCAGAAGCUUGACGUUUUGCUGUCAGAUGCAGCGGCGAGGUUCGAAGGUUUCAAGUACACUCCGGAUAUGCUAAGGGAAGAAGUGGAAGCGUACAAGAGAUAUGCUGAGAGGUUGGAGCCGUACAUAACAGACACGGUGCAUUUCAUUAACGAUUCGAUUUCUCAGAAGAAGAAGAUUCUGGUCGAAGGUGGUCAAGCUACGAUGUUGGAUAUUGACUUUGGUACAUAUCCUUUUGUUACUUCCUCCAGUCCGUCAGCUGGUGGGAUCUGCACAGGUCUUGGUAUUGCACCUAGAGCUAUUGGUGAUCUCAUUGGAGUGGUGAAAGCAUACACUACAAGAGUUGGUUCAGGUCCAUUCCCAACGGAGAAUCUGGGAGCAGGUGGUGACCUUCUUAGGUUGGCUGGACAGGAGUUUGGCACAACAACUGGUCGUCCUCGUCGGUGUGGCUGGCUUGACCUUGUUGCGUUGAGAUUCUCUUGCCAGAUCAAUGGAUUUGCAUCGCUGAAUCUCACUAAGCUUGAUGUACUUUCUGACCUGGACGAGAUCCAGCUUGGUGUGGCUUACAAGAAGAGUGAUGGCACUCGUGUUGAUUCGUUCCCUGGUGAUCUUCGUCUUCUCGAGGAACUGAAAGUGGAGUAUGAAAUGUUACCUGGAUGGAAGUCUGACAUAUCCUCAAUCAGAAACUACGAAGAUCUUCCAAAGGCAGCACAGCUAUAUGUUGAGAGGAUUGAAGAACUCGUUGGUGUACCGAUUCAUUACAUUGGUAUUGGUCCCGGUCGUGAUGCCCUUAUAUAUAAAUGA
Molecule: messenger RNA, 1473 nt
Organism: Microthlaspi erraticum
Lineage: Eukaryota; Viridiplantae; Streptophyta; Magnoliopsida; Brassicales; Brassicaceae
Source: the annotation of a GenBank genome assembly